AUGAUGCCCAUGCAGCCACCACCUCAGCCGCCACAUCAGUACUACAAUUCUAACACAAGACCCGCAGCUCCUCCGAUGAUGAACGACAGACAGGGUCCGGGCGCAGGGCCAGCUUCGAGGUAUGCUGCCUCUUCGGCAGGAUCCGCCGCGACGGGAUUCUAUCUUCCCAAUGGAAAUGGCAACAGUUCCCACGACUCGUAUGCCUCGUCGCACCCUUCGACCUCGCCGCUCCCUGCCCUCUCUUCCCCACUUGGCGCGCCUUCUAUCCGGCUGCCUGAUGCUCCAUCUACAGGAGCGCGUUCCCUUUCGGGCAACCAGGACGCUUCCUUUGCUUCUUCGUCCGGCUCGUCUCAGCCAUCCGCCUCCGGAUCCAGGUAUCGACGCGUGAGACCCGACACCGAAGAGAUCCGACGCGUCGGUCGCUCCCACUAUGUUGAACUGCUUGGCUUCCUCAAGAGCCACCUCACCAAGGUCGAGCAGACGCUCCCACGCUCCAACGCGCGUGAAAAGCUCACCCGCCUCAGCAAGCAGCAAUUCACCGAGCUCUCGACCGACGUCUACGACGAGCUCAUGCGACGCCAGAACAGCCUCAGAAACGGCAACAGUCAGCCCUUCCUUGCAGUUCGCGACGAAUUCCACCCGAAACGCAAUCAAGCCAGGCAGAAGCUCGCCACACUGCCCAAGAACCGCUUCAAAGAUCUGGCCUCGGAUGUGUUCUUCGAGCUAGAGCGCAGGUUCCCAGAGCUCAAGCAAGAAUACCGCCCAGAAGUCAUCGCUCGCGAGCGAGAGAUGGAACAGCAGAUGCGCGACCAGGCCGAAGCUCUCCUGCAACGCAAGGACUCGAGAAGCCAAGCACAGCCUUCCACCUCGGAUCGAAUCGUGCCUGCUAAGAGCACCAUGGUCGAAGAAGACCUUGCCGUCCCCUACUCGGCCAACGGCAGCUCUAAGCUCGGCGAUCGCAGCAUUGAGAACGAGUCUCCAUUGGGCCGUGUCACUUCUCCAAUACGCGACUCGAUCGGCUCCAACGGAUCCAACGGCGUCCCCGACAAUCGCAGCACCAGAUACAGUCAGGCCAGCAGCCUAGGUACCGGCUUCUUCAACGGAUACACCGGCAGCAUCGCCGCAGGAAGCGUUGCGAGUCCCAAUCUGGGCAGAGGCAGCGUCUUUGAAGCGUCAGACGCAGCCACCGAGAAGAUGCGUUCGGACUACGAGCUUCGCAUCGCCAAGCUUCAACAACAGGUCAGCUCGCUCGAAUCGCAAAUGGCAGAAGCCGCUCCUCGCGCACGCAAAGCCGACGAGCUCGCGGGUCGAUACGAAGAACUCGAUCGACAGCUCAGUCUGCUCAGAAAGGAGCUCGACGAUUCAAAGCAAAAGCAUGAAUCUGACCGUGAAUUGCAUCGCACUUCCACCGCCCAGAGGGAGUCCGAGCUGGAAUCCAUCCGAAGGGAGCUGGCCGAGAAGGCCGACGCUGGUGGGCAAGCCGAACUGGAGGCAUUGCAGCAGAAUCAUUCGCAGCAAGCCGAAGUGGUCAACGAGCUGAAGCAAGAAGUCAGCACGCUCCUCGAAGAGCUUCGAGAUCUGUCGACGCGCAACGAGGAGAUGCAAGCGGACAGGGACAACGAUCUUGUGGUCAUCAAGGAUCUCGAAAGGCAGAUGGCCAACUACAAGCGUCUCUACGAGGCAGCCAAGAUCGAGUUGCGCAAUCUCAAAGCCACCUCGCAGCUCUACGUCCAGCCGCCCAAAGCAGACGACUUGAUGCCGGCCUCCGAGAAGGGGGCGAUCGCUGAUGUCAACCUCACCGCGUUCCAAAGCUCGAUCGACGAGCUGUUGGCCGCAGCUCGAUACCGGACGCCGGGCAGUAUCCUGCUGUCGAUGAAGACAGUGGUGCUGGCGACCACGCUCGUGACGGAUGACGUGUCCAAGUACGAACAGAUUCCUGCCAACGUGGCCGAGCUCUCUAACGAGGAGCUAGACCAGCUGAUGGCGCUCAAGUCCAAGUGCUCUGCGACGCUCAACAACCUCAUGUCGGCGUGCCGAAACCACGCGUCGUCGCACGGUCUGUCGCCCGUCAGCUUGCUCGAUGCCGCAGCUAGCCACGUUUCGGCGACAAUCGUGGAGAUGGUCAAGCUGCUCAAGGUGCGCAAAGCCAGCCGAGGGGAACCAGAAGAUCUUUCGACGAGCUUCUCGGAAGACUCGGCGCCGACGCGACUUAGGCCGCUGCACAUCAAUACGCAAUCGGCCAACCGAGAGGUGAGCGCGACGCUCUCGCCCAACCUUGCCAACCAGUCCAGCUUUGCCAACCUCAGUCUGGGCGAGGAUCGGUUGUCUCCGCACAUUCGAAGCGCUCCCACUAUGGGACGCUACUCGCCCAUCGGGUACAAGGCGGAGACGCUGCGAAAGGACUCGAGUGGAGACAACACGUGGCGCAGCCGGACGACGUCGGUCUCGUCGGUGGGCAGCGCGAAUGCGAGCACGCCCAACAUGGGCAGCAAGCCGCAGCUGUCCAACCUGUUUGGCACCAAGCGGUUUGCCGGCGAGCCGUUCCCGACGUCGGCGGAUGCUUCGCUGUCGAGCAACGGUGCAUCGCGGCAGCCAAGCGGACCGGCGUCGCCUUCGCCUCAGUCGAGCGACGAUCAAGUGGUUCGAUCCGAGACGUACGACAGCCUGGCCACGGUGACCUCUGCGAGCGGAAGCGGAUUCGACGAGCCGAGCGGCGAAGAGAGCUGGGUGGAACUGCGCAACUACAUUGACGUGCAGACGGAAGCGAUUGUGCAUUCGAUCCAGGCGCUGCUGUCGGCGAUCCGCGAGGGCGCGCAGGGCAACCAGCUGAGCGAGCACCUCACGCAGAUCACCACCAUCGUCUCGUCGAUUGUGGCCAUCUCGAAGGACAAUCUGCCGGCGAGAAGCAAGCUGGAAGGAGAGAGGAUUCUGGACGAGCUGACGGACAACUGCGACGAGCUGAGCGAGAUGCAGAGCCACCAGAUGUUUGACAAGACGACCAAGUCGAACAUGGCCAGCGCAUCGUAUGGGGUUGCCAAGGGGCUGAAGGCGCUCAAUGCGCUGUUCAACGAUGUGGAUCUGUCCAACUAA
This is a messenger RNA of Kalmanozyma brasiliensis GHG001, 3090 nucleotides long. Its product is annotated as Spa2 homology (SHD) of GIT. Gene Ontology annotation, cellular component: cell cortex of growing cell tip; actomyosin contractile ring. The record is from RefSeq and is a predicted model, not a curated record. The transcript has a single exon. Gene Ontology annotation, molecular function: MAP kinase scaffold activity. The coding region runs from base 1 to 3090 and encodes 1029 amino acids. Lineage: Eukaryota; Fungi; Basidiomycota; Ustilaginomycetes; Ustilaginales.